AUGUUAAGCCGUACUUUCUGCUAUUUAAGAAGAAAAGGGCGUCGCUUGCCUAAGUCAUUGGCCUCUCUCACGGCACCAAAUCUGAAGCGCUCGUGGCGUAACCUUCACGGCCUGACCGCAGCAGAGAAGGAGGAGAUCGUUCAUGGCUCGUGGCGUCAGGCGAUGCCGGUGCAGCUGGUGAGCGAUGUCGACGACCGCGACCGCGGCGGCUUUGUGGAGCCGCUGUCAUUCCCCUCAGAUGAGGCGGCGGCCGACUUCCUCCACCAAGAAACCGAGGAUGACAAACUUGAACCUCAGAUCCCAACGUUGGAGUUGGCGCAGCAGUUCUUCGAGGAUCUUGCCGCCACCGCUAGCGAGGAAUUGAGUAUGGAAAGCGGCGACGGCGUUUUGUCAGGCAGCGAGGAAGAUACCGAAGUCCCCACGUAUAAAUCCGACGAGACUCGUCGAGGGGAGCAGCUGGAUGCGCAUCGCCAGUUCUUUGUGGACUACUACGUUCAGCAGGGCCUUAUUUCCGAAAUGGAGCGGCAUGCUUUUGUGGCUGCUAUGCUGCGGCCAGCCAUUGCCCUUUUCCAGGUAAAUGGCGAGCGUCCUUUAAGCCGCCUUGUGGUGCGUGAUCAGCUGGAACGUCAUGUGGAGUGUUCCACCGAGAAGGUGUUUCAGCGCACAUAUGACCCGCUGAUCUAUAGUGUUGUGCUGACGCCCACGCAGUUGGAUUGGGAGGAAUCAAGUGCGAUGUGUGUCGCAAGGGGCUCUAUCCCACCCCAAGAAGACGCACCGCCAUUGAUCCCUCCAAAGCAAGCGGACCUGUCGUUGUCAUCGUCAGCCGACGUUGCGGUUUGCAUGAGUUCCCCCCCAUUGGCAGCGGAUGGCGAUAGCGGCGACGCCAAAUCCCCGGAAGACACCACGAGACUGCCUCAAGAGGCGGUCGCCCCCGUCCAUACCCCGGGAGAGGUGGGUAACCUCCCUGGAAACGUGGAAAGGGAAGGAUGGUGUGAUGAUGUGGUCCCUCUUCUUCCCCAACCAACCGUGUUACCUUCCAUUGCGCACCUUCAUUGGCUUCAACGCCAGGUCGCGACGGGGAUUCUCACGAGUGUUGACAUCCUCACACCGAUCCUAUCUCGCGUUGCGGUGGGGUUGGCGUCUGCGACGAGCGACGCGACGAGGAGGGUUGGUGUGGGCGUCGGCCCUCCAUCGAUCAUUUUGGAUAUGUUCGGCGCCAGAACGGCGUCUUCGCGAGUGAAGGGGUCGAUACCACUCGUUAGCAGCUCUUACCAUCGCGACGUCGCCAGUUAUGCGCGGAUGCGAACCCAACCCCUAUCGCCUUCGUCGCCCGCGGUGGUGGCGGCCGAGGAUGUCGAUGAAACGCUUCCGAGGGGCGGGGGGCUGGAUUCGGUGGUGGUGGUCGCGGCGCUCUCGCAGAACCGCCGUCCGAGAGCGACCCACCGCGACGACAAACCCCCCCCUCUCGGCGAGAGCACCCCGCAGGAGGAUGGCUUGAUUACGAAGUCAUCGCACCCUAUUUCCUUAUCUGAUCAGGCACCCAACCUUGCCUUUAUCCAUCCUCCAGAUGAUUUCUCGCGGGUUUUGCCCUGCGCACAACUCCUCCGCUCCUGUCGGGUGGUUCUUUUUACGCCUCCCACCACCGAGGAUGGGGUACGGCCGCGGCUCGAUCUCGGGGCGGAUAUCGCGGAGGGCGGCGAGGCAAAAGCGGCGCCGAACCACUUUAUUGAUCUCUGCCAGCGGGUGAACAGCAACUUCGAGCGCCUUCAGCGGCAACUACGGGCGGCGCUGCGGUAUGUGGAGGUGGGGGGGUGGCUCCUGUAUGCCACGCAUAGCCUGAAUCCGCUCGAGAACGAGGGGGUGGUGUGCGCGUUGUUGACGGCUCUACGCCGGGCUGAUUCGGGUUCGCCAAAGGGAGGGGAGUUGGAUGGCGGUCGGCUGCGUGUGGAGUGCGUGCCCCUGCACGUGGCUGCGGUGGUCCAGGCCGUCGCGGCCGAUGAGCGGGAGGCGUUCACGCGAUGGAUCGGCCUCGGGGAGCGGGGGGUGGCGUCGUGGGUGGCGCUGGAGGGUGCCCCGGCGGAGCAAGAGGUCGCGUGGUGCGAUCCGGCGAUCGUGGCGGAGGUUUCCGCCGCGGCGUGGCGCUCCAAUCCACUUCGCACGGGCUUUGAUGGGGGCUUUGUGAUCCUGCUGAGGGUGUGUGAAGGGUCAAUGCCAAUGCCCUUGCCGGAAUCGCUAUCACCCAGCACAGGAUCCAAGGUGGAAGAGAGGAAAAGAACUAGUCCAGGCUCGGCGACGCAUCUCCCCGGCGAGGGUGGGCAGGAGUUAAAACUAUGGCAACACCCGGCGUCUCGGGAAUUCUUCGCGAUGACCCCUUCACUUGCCGAAUGGUGUGCGUCAUUUACCAAGUCCCCACAACGCGAAGGGAAACCGCAAACUGCCUCGUCAGCACAAACCUGGAAGCUAGCGGUGGCGGGUGUUUCCAUUGGGUGUGCUGUGUCGACGUCGGAUGAGGAGGUAAAAAGGAGGGGUGCGGUGCUUUCAGCUGCUGCCGCAUGGGAUGAACAGGUCGCUGCGUCGCUUAGCAGAAGGCAUGCGCGCGGGUGCCAGGCUGACGUCCCGUAUUGUUAUCCCCUUUGCAUUACGUUACCGAUGUUAUGUGAGCUUUUGCGUCUUGGGAAGCUGACGUCUCGUGAGCUGGAGUACUGGGUUCGUCAGCGUCGGCGAAGACAACCUUCAGAGGAUCCUAAUAUAGAGGCGAAUUGCAUAGCUAAGGAGGAAGAGAUCAAUGCUUUCCUUCACUCAGUUAGAGACCUUCUAGAUGGUUUUCACGAUGACAACUGUACCGCCAAUAACGCAUUGGAGUUGCAAGGGAGCAUGCACCAUAUCGAUGUUCUCCUAUCCCUUUCUCUCCCUCGCCUGAGGAGUGCCGGGGGGGCUGACGUCGAAUACGUGCUGCAUGAGGCCGUCAUGCAGGAGUUAACUGCGGUGGGGGUCGUGGCCACACUAACGUUUUCGAAGCCAAUGUCCUCUAACAGGACCCCAGACAGUGAGGGUGAUGCUUUUUCGUUGGAGCUGCUAGUUCCAGAUGCUAUCCAAGACCAGGACUUACACCUAGAAGCGAUCCGAGAGAUGAGUGUGGCGCUCCGCGAUGCACUUCUUUACGUCUUGCGCCGUAUGAAGUAUCCUCACACUAUCUCUCUCAGCCCUGAUAGGACGUCCGAGCCAGCUGUGGCGAGCCCAACGUCCAUGCCCUUGGAUGUUGUGAAGCUGCAGGAGGACGAGUACGAAGAGCUUGAGGCGGCAGGCCCGAACUCUGCUUCCCUCAUGCUAUCUUUUGGGGAGGUUCGGCGUCGGGAGCGGCGGCUUCGUGCGCUGCGUCGGAAGCUGAACGAGCACGGCAUCCAGAUGGAUGGGUCUUCUUCGAACGACUGGAUGAGGACGCUGCCUUACGCUCGUCGUGGUCAGAGAUCUCGUCGAGAGGUAAAGGGCUAA
Phytomonas sp. EM1 is the source of this 3492-nucleotide messenger RNA. NCBI's taxonomy places the organism in Eukaryota, Euglenozoa, Kinetoplastea, Trypanosomatida, Trypanosomatidae. The record is from the annotation of a GenBank genome assembly.